Eptesicus fuscus (big brown bat) is the source of this 738-nucleotide messenger RNA. RefSeq names its product chromosome 20 C17orf99 homolog (gene C20H17orf99). The record is from RefSeq and is a predicted model, not a curated record. Lineage: Eukaryota; Metazoa; Chordata; Mammalia; Chiroptera; Vespertilionidae. The transcript has 5 exons. Bases 1 to 738 code for a protein of 245 amino acids.
AUGAGGCUCCCGCUGCUGCUGUGCUUGGCCACGCUGGCCACCAGCAGCUUCUCCACGGAGCCAGAGACAGACCUCACCCGGGAGCUCUCCAUCACCUACAGAGUCCUGGAGGUCUUCCCCCAAGGCCGCCGAGUGGCCAUAACCUGCCACACGCAGGUGUCCCCGCCUGUCACCUACACCCUCUGGGGGAGCCGGGACAUCGAGGUUUCCAAGAAGGUGGUGAGCACCCGCGACCCCGUCUCCUUCCACAUCAACGUCACGCUCAAGUCCAGGCCAGACCUGCUCACCUACACCUGCCAGGCCAGCACCGCCUGGGGCAUGCGCCUGGCCAGCGCCCCCCUGCAGCUGUACUGGGAGCUGUGGGCCAAGCCCGUGUCCCAGCUGCAAGCUGACUUCACCGUGCUGGACAGAGAGGCUGGCCCCAGGUUGGAGAUGUCCUGCCAGGCGGCCUCGGGCAGCCCGCCCAUCACCUACAGCCUGGUCGGGAGGGACGGGCACGUGCACAUGCGGCAGACACCGCAGUACGGGCAGCCCGCCAACUUCUCCUUCCCGCUGACCCAGACGCCGGCCUGGCUGCAGUGCCAGGCCCAAAAUGGCGUCAGUGUCCAGAGCAGCCCCCUCACGCUGGUGCCCCCAGGCCAGCUGCCCAAGGCCCCCACCUUCGUGCUGGCUGCCAGCCUUGCCUCCAUCGCCGCCAUCACCUCCGGGAUGCUGGGCUGGACCAGGUGGACCAGGUAG